AUGCCCCCGGGACCUCCUACUUCCCCGGUUCCUAGUCCACCCUUGCCUGUUGCACCCAUGCAACCGUGUCCAUUGACACUUGACUCGCUCCCAGACACUCUAACUAGUGGUCCAUCUGCUUCCACCUCGUUUUCCACAUCACAGAAAUCGAAAAUCCCUUACGCGCUGCGUAACUGCCUACGCCGACGUCGGAACGCCAUUUGUGGGCACAACUCCUUGGGUCAAGGUCUGAAAGAUUUUUUUGCGUCCUACGUCAUGUCACACUUGAGCGAGUCCAUGUCCUAUUCGUUAAACUUGAAUUCCACAAUUCCGCUUCCCCCAACACAACGUGUAUCACAGUCCGCUUCAGCCCCUGAUGACCCUACUGCGGUAUUGAAUGACCCCGAAACCUCAAUGGAGUGA
Dicrocoelium dendriticum is the source of this 402-nucleotide messenger RNA. Lineage: Eukaryota; Metazoa; Platyhelminthes; Trematoda; Plagiorchiida; Dicrocoeliidae. The record is from the annotation of a GenBank genome assembly.